Molecule: messenger RNA, 2757 nt
Organism: Sorghum bicolor (sorghum)
Lineage: Eukaryota; Viridiplantae; Streptophyta; Magnoliopsida; Poales; Poaceae
Product: zinc finger CCCH domain-containing protein 32
Exons: 3
Coding region: 249-2321 (690 amino acids)
Molecular function (GO): metal ion binding
Source: RefSeq, a predicted model, not a curated record
GGCAGAGGCAGAGGCAGAGGCGGCUCCUCCCAAUCCAAUCCAGUCCACACGAGACGAGCCCAUCCCUCCCUCCCUCCCGUCGUCUUCGCCAACCCUAGCCUAGCCUCCUCCCGCGGAGCGGAGGCGGCCGUAGAUCUAACCCCCGCCCGCCGCCAGGAGCCCUAGCUCUCCCCCGCGGGCGAUCGGCUCGGGGGCCGGGGCAGGGGACGAGGAUCCCGCGGCCAACCGCCACCUUCGGAACGGGGGCCAUGGAGGUGGACGGCGCCGCGGGGGCGGCGGCCGCCGCCGCGAAGCCGCUGACGCCGGAGGAGGAGGCGCUCCGGCGCAGCACCGACUGCGUCUACUUCCUCGCCUCGCCGCUCACCUGCAAGAAGGGUAAUGAAUGCGAUUUUCGUCACAGCGAGGGUGCCCGGAUGAACCCUAGAGACUGUUGGUACUGGUUGAAUGGCAGUUGUUUGAAUCCUAAGUGUGCAUUCCGCCAUCCGCCAAUUGAUGGUCUCUUUGGUGCCCCAACUUCUGGACUACCUCCAGUUUCUGCGCACUAUGGUGCCUAUAACCCGGGCAAGCAGAUGGUCCCAUGCUAUUACUUCCAGAAAGGGAACUGCUUGAAGGGUGAUAGAUGCCCUUUUUAUCAUGGACCACAAACAUCUGGUAAUAAUCCUGCAGAGCAGGCGGCGAAGAUUACUUCCUUCCCUUUGGAACCAUCCCAGGCUCAAAAGAAUGAAGAGGCUGCAGCUCCAAAUAAUUCAACGCAGCAAGAGGCUCGAAUAACUGAUAACUGGACUACAGCUCAUAUUUCCAAGAGUGGUGCGGGUGCAAUUCCCGCUGAUGUAGCUUCCAAUGCAGUGAAGUCUGGGCCCAACUCUGAGCAGGCACCCAGUAAUACACUCGCAGCAAAGAAAAGUUUCACAACUGAGGAUCAUCCUAUGCACUAUCAGAACCAGGUUCCUGUGGAGGGUGAACCUGUCCAAGACUGGAACCAAAAUUUUGAAAUGCCUCCUACUGAUGACCUGCCACAGAAUAGCAGGGAGGCUGAUGACUUUUUGGGGGAGUCUUCUCCUGGUUUUGAUGUUCUUGUAGACAAUGAUGGAGAUGGUGCUGCUUAUUUACAUGACGAGGAAGAUUUUGGAAGGGAGAUGUACCCGGUAGAAGAUUAUGAAUAUGCUCCAGCUGAUUUUGAUAUUCGGGCCCAUCAUGAAAGUGAGCAGUUCAACAAUGGAAUGGGUGAGAACGGACGCAUUGGACAGUAUGAUGGCUAUGAGAGGAAACGUCGUAGAUCCUCAUCUGAGAGGAGCUUAGACAGACCUUACCAUCCAGAUAGAAGGUUUCUCCACAGAGAGCUUGAUCGCGACAAGAUAGAUGGAUCAGAUCUACGCCAUCAGCUCCGCAGGAGAAGAAUAAAUGGGCCUUCGACAGCCAUUAGCCCAGAACAGGCUAAUGGGGACCGGCACUGGAGGGAUGAACGCUACAGAGAAAGGCCACAUGGUGGUCACCACACACACAGAGAUCGCUACCAGGGCCCACGAGGAAGCACUCUGAGUUCCCGUCUGCAGGCCAGAAUAAAGCUUCCUCGAAGGUCACCUGAUAGAGUUGAUAUUCGCUUCGAGGAUGAACGAGACAGGAGGAGACUCCGGGAUAGAUUUUCUCCAGUUAGGCGUAUGGAUUUUCAUGGAGGUAGGCAUCGGGAGUCUGGACAGAAUCAAGAAAGGAGCCACCGGAGGUCAAGUGAGCUUGUCUCUACUGUCAGGCAUGCAGAUGGCCUCAAAGCUAGAAGAGAUGCGGUGGAUUCAGCUCAUUUUGCUGCUCGCAGAAACUUGGGAGAGCCAAGGAAGGGAAAUGGAAUUGUGGAAUCCGAAGCAUCUCUUGAUUUUGAGGGUCCGAAACCCCUCAGUGUCAUCUUACAGAGAAAAAGAGAGGCAGCACAGGGCAAUAACCAUGAGAAAUCUGCUGAGGUUGCAGUCAUGCAGACAGGUUCUCUGGUUGAAACUGAGAAGAAAGGCUGUGGCAACAUUACCAGCUCUGCAGAUUGCAAAAGUGGUUCAGGUGACGAAGAGUAUAAAGAGGAAGAUCAUAUCCCUGUGGAUGCACACAGGCAGUCUUCUUCUCAUGGUGAUAAGUUUGAGGUUGAGUAUGCUGCUGAAGUGGAUGCAGAAGGAAAUCAAGAGGCGGAUAACUAUGGCCAGAGAGAGGGUGAGUCUGACGACUACGAGACAAUUGAAGGUCACGACUACAAAUCUGAAGAUGAAAAUGCAUACGAAGAUGACGAAGAUUUCGACGAUGAUGAUGACUUUGCUCGGAAAGUGGGGGUUGUAUUCUCUUAAGCGCUAUGGUGUCAUUGCUUCUGUUGCUUGAGGCAAAGAGCUCUAGGUUUUCUCAUUGGUCCUGUUGCUUUGAGGCAAAGAGCUCUAGGUUUUGUCAUUGGUUCUGCUGCUUGACGCAAAGCUGAAAUGCCUGCUUUGCUUAGUGCAUCUCUUGGGUGAUUUCAUCUGGCGCUUUAUGUUUCCUUUUAUUUUGAUAGUGCCAAAGCCUAUUAUUUUGUGAGGCUGAUUACUGAUAAUUAUAGGUCAGAUAAGAAGCGAGGUAGCGUUCAUAAUCGAUUUGAGGUUUACAUGUAAACAGCUGUGAUGUUCAGCAUAUCUGACCUACCCUCAGACUUUGUAUUGUAUUAGUUUCCUUACUAACAGCAGGAUAUUCCUUGGAUCAAUUUGUGCCCGAAAUGAAAUAUAAUCAACCCCCAGAAGGGGCAUUUUGCUUACA